Molecule: messenger RNA, 1851 nt
Organism: Adineta steineri
Lineage: Eukaryota; Metazoa; Rotifera; Eurotatoria; Adinetida; Adinetidae
Source: the annotation of a GenBank genome assembly
AUGACAGAAUUGGUUAUGAAAGACGGAGUAAUGGAAUUAUCACAGGCUUUCUCGCCAUUACGCGAUACUAUCGCAACGAGUUCGAAAUUGGGUACAAUACAACUUUAUUCUAACUUUAUAACUAAUGAACAGUUUGAAGUAACAUAUUCUACGGUUGCUCAACAACAAAUACCUGUAUGUUCGAGACAAGUUAUAGCUCCUCAAUCAGAAACAAGCGUUGUUAGACGAGAUACUCUUAUUCUUAAACCAUCAGUUCUUCUUGGUUUUGAUGCACGUAAUCAAUGGAAUUUGCACUGGGGACUUCGUUAUGAUGGCGAUGAAACUUUACGUGGUAUUCCUGCUAACAGAUUUAAAUCAUGUUUUUAUGUAGAUGAUAUUAAAGCAACAGUAUCAGCUACUUAUCAUGUAUCAGAUAUCGAGAAAUUUCAAGCGUAUUUACCAGCAAACCAAAGUAUUAUUUUACAAAUAGAUGUAACCGUAACAAAUCCACGUCAAAAUAUAGAAUCCUAUACAUACAAUGUUUUUCAUUAUGCACCGAAUCCCAGUCGACGUGAAGAUCGUCAAGCAUUAGAAACACCAACGGGUGUAUUUUGUCCAAAUCGAACAUCAACAUUUCCUGUACCAUCAAAUAUUCCAGAUAGAGUUAGCACAAAUGUUGAAACGUUUAUACCAACUUUAAACAAUUCAAUAUUUAGUACACACAGUUUAUAUGAUAAUGAUUUUCAAUUUACUCGUAUUGAUACUUGGUAUCCUGAUCCAUUAGGCGGACUACAGUGGUUACAUGCCUCUGAAAUACAUGAUUUUGUAACUGGCCUCAACUAUCACUAUAAUAGUACAACAGGUCAAUGUAUUGUUCGUGAUAUAACCCUAAAUGAUAAUGAUGCUAUAGUGGUGGAUGGAAAGCCAAGUUUCGUACAAAUGAGUUCCGUACAACAUUUUUUUUUAAUGGAUGAUAGUUCGUAUCACUAUACUGGUGAAAAACCAUGUGGUGAUCACGUUUGGUGUCAUGUAUGGAUCGGUGAAAAACUGUUAACAAACAAUAUAGUUCAACAACGAGAAUUGUAUUGGGCAUUAGCUAUACAUGGUGAACCUUUAAUACAUUCGAUUCCAAUGAAACUGGUUUUGAAAAAUUAUGCUAAUGGUAUCCCAGUAUUUACAGCUGAAGAAAACAUUUUUAACUUUCGUCGUAAUCAAAUGACAAGCUUCGAAAUUGAUCACAUGUUGGCUGAUUGUUAUCGUGCCUUGGGUCCCGAAGAAAACUACAAUCUCGGUGUAAUCUCGUUUACUGUGGCAAACGAUAAUGAGUAUCCAGUGCAGGAGAACAUUGAUCAUUUACGACAUACAAUUUGGCAAACUCUGAUAACUAUUCUUCAGGUGCGAUCCAUUCGAAUUUCUAACAUCAUUGUCGAUCGCGAUGGCAAGGAUCUUCCAGUAACAUUUACACUGUUAGAUGUACCACCGCGUCUAGGACCAGUAGAAAUUCUCUUACAAGAACCAUCGCUCAUUACAGCUAUCGAACGUCUUCGUGCAGUGAUAGAUGCACAUGCCUUGAUAUUUCGAGCAAAAUACGGUACUAAAGAAGUUAUUUUACGAGCGCGAAUCAAUUCGCUCCAUGUCAUCUAUACGAGUUUUGAUCAAAAUUCUAACCAAUGUUUUAAUCAAACUUUUGCUCGAAGUCAAAAUCCUGAGGAAUGUCCUGAUACAACAACUGAACAAAAUCUUAAUCAAAACAUUGACAUAGUGUACCUGAGCUCGGGUCCAUUAAUCACUGGUUUCUGGAUUGGAUUCAUCAUUCUGGGUCUUUUCGUCGGUAUAGUCGGUGGCUUUUUUGUUUUGAAACGUUUUUUUUGA